Ipomoea triloba (trilobed morning glory) is the source of this 660-nucleotide messenger RNA. RefSeq lists its product as uncharacterized. NCBI's taxonomy places the organism in Eukaryota, Viridiplantae, Streptophyta, Magnoliopsida, Solanales, Convolvulaceae. The record is from RefSeq and is a predicted model, not a curated record. Bases 1 to 660 code for a protein of 219 amino acids. The transcript is spliced from 2 exons.
AUGCCCAUGCACGAGAUAAAGCCCACGGGGCACGAAGCCGAAGCUCGAAGUGAGGCUCCUAGGAUCGCAAGGGAGACCCAAGAGGAGCAAGACGAUCGUAGCGGGAAACGCAACAAACUCCAUAGAGCACCACCCAAAAGGGGCCGAAGAGACCCCAUUAUCUUCUCAGAUGACGAUUUACCCGAUGGUCCAACCCCGCAUCGGGAUGCUAUCCUGAUCGUAAUGGACGUCAAUGGAGCUACAGUUCGAAGGGUUUUCGUGGACACGGGCAGCAGUGUUAAUGUCAUGUAUCUCGAAACAUUCACUAAGUUGGGACUGACCAAGGAGAACCUACACCAGGUGAGAACACCUCUAGUAGGAUUCACAGGAAACAGCAUAGAGCCAGAGGGUUGCAUCACCCUGACUAUAGAGAUCGGAGAAUACCCCAGGGUACGGGCCAUCAAUAUGGAAUUCGUGGUUGUAGACCUGAAAUCUGCACACAACAUAAUCUUGGAAAGGCCUGGUUUGGAGGACCUGGGAGCCGUGGUAUCGCUUGAACACCUAUGUUUGAAAUUCCGAACACCUGAAGGGGUAGGGACUAUCAUAUGUGAUCGCCAGGCGGCGCGAUCCUGUUACCUCCUCGCGUGCCGCCAAAUAGGGAGUCAGGAUCUACAGGUGUAG